Molecule: messenger RNA, 309 nt
Organism: Rotaria sp. Silwood2
Lineage: Eukaryota; Metazoa; Rotifera; Eurotatoria; Philodinida; Philodinidae
Source: the annotation of a GenBank genome assembly
AUGGAUAAGCCAGUCUGGAGAUAUAGUGGACGCAACUAUUGGGGUCCAAAAAAAUCACCUUCACCACCAACAACUUCUUCUAACCAUGAUUCUGAUGAAGAAUUGAACGAGAUGAGAGCAAUUGAUAACGACGAGGUACCUGAUGAAUUUUUUGAAGAUGACAACGACAAUUCGGAAGAUGAUGAUUUAAUAGUGAAAGAACCUGAUGAAAAUGAAACUGAUACUUCUUCGAAUAGCAACACUAGCAGCGAAGAAGAGGAAGAAUAUUUAGCAUCACCACAAAAAGAAAGACAACCAGAAGAAUCAUAA